CAGAAUACUAUAUUUGACAGUUUUCUAUCUUGCAUAGUGAACGAGAUUCAAGCAUUGGGUUCAUGGUCAAAAAUACCCAAUGAAAUAACUUAACGCCAUGGAUUUAGCAGUGCAUGAUCGCCCAACUUCCCUAACAUCCUUGAGGACGCUGGAUCACACCACGAUGCCCGGUGGUGCAGAAGCCACAAUUAUACAAGCUGAAGGGAGAAAAGGCCGCCGUAACCGCGUGCGCCGCAACAUUUCAGUUCCUCCGCCGCUGCCAGAAAGCAGGGCCGGUAAUCCACGAGGCCGGCGUAAAGACCCAAACAAGCCGGACAGCAGCACGAUUCGUGGCAACAACUUUCAAAAAAGACUGGAGGAGCGACGCGAAGCUCGUCGCAGGCAAAAAGAAGAGGAGGCGGCAAGGAAAGCAGCUGAAGCUGCGAACGAACCAACCGAAGAAUCUGUGGUGGAUUUGGAUGUUGAUCCCCUCAAAGGACGAGUUGGAUCUGCUGAGAGCACUGACGAGGGUAUACACAGCACCGUCGACAAUGACGAAGAAAGGGUUGAUCCUACUGCCGAUGAAGAUGAAGUGGCCGACGAAGAAAAAGACCCUGAAAAUGGAAAUGACCCAAUGGAUGAAAUUGACGAAGGCCGAGGAAGUAUCGGCGAAACCGAUGGCACUAUUGUGGAUGAUACUGACGAAAAUAAAAUAACAGAUGAUUUGGCUGCAGACUUGAAUGAUGAAGAUUCUCCUGAAGCUGCCGCUGAAGAAGAACUUGCCGAAGAAGGCGCUCCAGCUGACGAAGAAGGGGAAGCUGAAGUUGAAGCUGAGGAGGAAACAGAUGAAGCAGAUGUAGCGGUUGAAAAUGAAGCUGAAAUAGAAAUAACUGGAGAAGAAGGAGAUGACGAAACGGAAGCUGCUGUUGAAAAUGAAGAAGCUGGUGCUGAGAUUGACGGAGAAGAUGAGGCGGGAGCUGCACUUGAAAAUGAAGAAGCUGGUGCUGAGGCUGAAGGAGAAGAUGAGGCGGUAGCUGCCGUUGAAAACGAAGAAGCUGAUGCUGAGGUUGAUGGCGAAGCUCUAGAUGAUGGAGGAGUCGAAGCCGAAGCUGAAGCGAAAGAUGAUUCAACAGCUGAAGGCGAAGAACCUGAAGGAGAAAAUACCAUUGAAGAGGCGGGCUCAACAGAAGUUAAAGAAAACUCGGGCGACGCGAAACCGAAGUUGGGGCAGGGUGGCGUCCGUUCAUUUCUGAGGAAUCAAAAUACUGGUCAACGCAUAUCUAUAUUUCAACGCCAGGGUGUCGGACCAGUUUCACAGAGGAACGCUGCUCCACAAGCCAAGUCAUCGCUUGCAGGAGAAAGAAAAAGACGAGUCAAACAUCAGAGGAAAAAUGUUUCUGAUUCUGGGAAUGCUGGCAUAGACGUUGAUACGGCGCCAAAUAUUAACUUCGCCAGUACUGGAGGAAGUUCUGCAGACAAAUUUAAUUCAGUGACAAACAGAAAAUACGUUCAUCCUGUCGAAAAACGUGUGCAGGAUUUCCUUUCCGAAUCAAAAGACGAAUUACAUUUAAGGCGACCUAAAGCUCCACACAAGAGAGUUCAAUUGCCGGCUGAGGAGCCUACGCCGCUCGUCGAAGAACCCGAUAAAGAAGCAGACGAAGCUGGGACAGAGGUUUGGGUGCCAGACGAAGAUAAAGUCUACGUCUACAUGCACAGCUCAAAACCUCGAGUAUUACAAAUGAAAACUGGAGGAUCCCAGCGAGUAGCAACACUCAGUCAUUGGGACAACGAUCCAAAUUCGUCGUUUCGUCUUAAUUUAAGAAGGAGUCAUCGAGGCAGUCGUGAUUUGUCCGACCUGCCAAAAUGGAACCCCUACUUUGCCAACGCGCGGUCGCUUUCCCCGGACCAGUACCAAUCAUUCACGUACGACAUCCAACAAAACCCGGAGAUCCGGCGUGCCGAGUUCCGUGAGAAGCUGGAGGCCCGCGCGCGUCUGAAGCGCGAGAAGCACGGGCUCAGCAACCUCUACUCCAGCAACUCUUCGAUGCUGCAUCGCCUCAACCUGCGGCUCGACGGCUCCAACAACAGCCAAGGAGCGAGCCAGACCGAAGGGCGCUUGGGUCGGUCCAUGCCACGGGUCUACCGCCCGCCUCCUGGUGUGGACGCCCAGACCCAGGUCUACCAGGACGAGCUGGAGGCGGCGGGUGAGGCCGCCAUGGAAGAGGUGCUGCUGGGGACGCUCGUGGCCAGGACGCUGAGGGAGGCCGUGCUGGAGGUGGUGCUGGAGGAACAGGCUGAGGAGAGCAGGACUACUCGUAUCCUGCAGGAGGUCACCGUCUGGCCUGAGCGAGCAAAAGACGAUGAAACCCGGGAAGAGCCGGAAGGUAAAGAGCCUAGCGAGGUAGGAGCUGAGAGCGAGGCAUUUGCCGAGGGAGGAGAAGAAGCCACAACUGUUGAUGAGAAAGGUGAUGAAGAAGAAGAAGCUGCAGAAGAGGAGGCAGCUGAAGAGGAGGCCGCUGCAGAGGAAGAAGAAGCCACCGCUGACGGAGAAGAAGCUCCUGCUGAAAUAGAGCCAGGCGAAGAGGAAGCAGCAACUGUUGAGGACAAAGGUGGUUUUGAAGAUGAAGCUGCUGAAGAUGAGGCCGCUGAAGAGGAAGCCGCUGAAGAAGAGGCCGCUGAAGAGGAAGCCGCUGAAGAGGAAGCUGCUGAGGAGGAAGCUGCUGAGGAGGAAGCUGCUGAAGAAGAAGCCGCUGAAGAAGGAACCGCUGAAGAGGAAGCUACAGCUGAAGAGGAAGCUNCUGCACUCAAUUAA
Molecule: messenger RNA, 2791 nt
Organism: Hyalella azteca
Lineage: Eukaryota; Metazoa; Arthropoda; Malacostraca; Amphipoda; Hyalellidae
Product: plectin
Exons: 8
Coding region: 98-2791 (897 amino acids)
Source: RefSeq, a predicted model, not a curated record